Molecule: messenger RNA, 1214 nt
Organism: Bursaphelenchus okinawaensis
Lineage: Eukaryota; Metazoa; Nematoda; Chromadorea; Rhabditida; Aphelenchoididae
Source: the annotation of a GenBank genome assembly
AUGUUGGCGCAUCCGACUCUGGCCAUUAUUUGCGUGGCCAGUGUGUUCCGUAUAGGUAAGUUGUAAAGGGGCAAAGGUAUGAGGAAUAGUAAAGGUAUAAACAAUAGUAAAAGUUUCAGCUAUAGUAAAGGUAUGAUCUUUGUUUGUGGAUUUUUUUGAGGGUAGAGUAAUUUGUUUUUUGCCAUUAGUUUCUUUUUGUUUUUGAAGCUUUAUCUUCUCUUACAAGGUUGUUUAUCUUUCUUUUGAAAAAACCAUUUUUCUGGUUUGUAAUUUAGGUAGCAAAGUAAGUAAGUAGCUCAAGAGCAUUUCAAUGAGUUUUUAGCUGAAGGGAAGGAAAACAUUAAGAAAACUAUUUUUAUAAGCAUGCUUUUAUUAAUUUUUUUUUAUUUACAGGGAGUGAGGGUAUAAUUUUUUAUUUUUGUUGUACUCAUUUUUAAUUAAAACAAUUAGUCUUUCAUCUUUUGACAAAAUCUUUAGUUUAGCAUCAUGCGCAAGAUAAAUUAUUAGACUUAAUUUAAACUUUGCGGAAGAUUUUUGCAUUUGCAGGGCUAGGACUAGGGCUUAAACUAGAGUUUGGGUUUUUGUUAAACCUAAAUGCUAGAGCUAGAACUACGACUAGGAUCAAAGACAAAAUUAUUUAAAAUUUAUAUUUUUUCUGGUUUUUCAGCAUUAUCAGAGAACGUGCGAUGGGUUGAACUAGAAGAACAUACUGCUGAUUUUCCGUUUGAUGAAGAUGCAGCUAGAAAAGCAGAAGCUGCUUUCAAAAUCACUGUGGAAAACAAUGCAGCUGGAGAGAUCGUGAGGAGGAUAGAGAAGAUGUUCAAUGUAAGAUUUAAAAAGUUUUAAAAUUUGUACCUUUAGGGUUAGAUAACAUAACUUAGUGUAGGUAGGGUAGAGAAGGCUGGGUAGAGUAGAGUAGGUUGAGUAAGGUAGGCUGGGUAGGGUAGGAAAAUUUAGGGCAUGUCAGGAUAGGCUAAGUAGAGUAGGCAAGGGUAGAAUAAGUUGGGUAGAGUAGGGCAUGGCAGGGCAGGGUCAUAUUUUAUAUAAUGUAACCUUAUGCUUUUCAGGAUUCAAUAGACGGCUACGAAAGAUCAGUAUCAGAAGGUGAUAAGCAACUGAAAGUCCUCCAAGAGACGAAUAAUGCAGUUUUACCUCAUAUAGCAUACCUUAUGUUGAUUGCUCAUACGAUGUUUAUACUUCUAUUACGGCAGUAA